AGUCGAGACUACAUGACGCACGCUUUCCGUGUAGAAUUAACAGAAUUGAUUCUGGCAGCAUAUUUGGUGAAAAAAAGACGAAAGUGAUGACAACCCACGAUGGAAGUUCACUUGAAGAUGUACCAGAAGCAGACUUGCUCAAGUUCAAGACGCUUCUCAAAGGCCUUGUAGAACAAGUGUCUGGAGUAACUAAAUCAGUGAAAGGGCUUCAGAAGAAAGUGGAAGGUGGAGAGACUUCCACAGCUAAGGGGGUCAGCUUCUUAGAGGUCAAGCAUCACUUGUUAUUGAGCUAUGUCAUGGACCUGACCUACAUCAUGCUACAAAAGGUCAAAGGUCAAUCCAUCAAUGGUGACCCUGCUGUACUGCGUCUGGCUGAGAACCGCACCGUGCUGGAGAAAAUGAGACCGAUCGACCAGAAGCUGACUUAUCAGAUUGACAAACUCAUCAAGACGGCCACCACGGGUGUACCGGCUGCUAAUGAUCCUUUACGCUUCAAACCAAAUCCUGAUGGACUCGUCAGCAAGCUGCAAGAUGAGCAAGGAGAGGAGAAUAGUGAUGAAGAUGAAGAGGUGAAGGUGGAGAAGCCAAAGAAAUAUGUUCCACCCAAAGUAGCUGCUAUGUUCUAUGAUGGAGAUGAUACGCUGAAGGAGAAGAAGGAACGUCAACUAGAGAAGGCCAAGAAGAGAGCCCUCAGUAGUCAAAUGAUCAGAGAACUCCGAGCCGAGUACUAUGACGGACCUGAAGAAGUCCAGGAAUCUAUGAGUCUUCACAGGCUAAAGGAAGAUAAAGAAACCAAAGAAAAGAAUGAUUAUGAAGAAGAGAAUUUCUUGAGACUUCCUGUAACCAAGAAAGACAAGCAAAGAGAGCGUAAUUUGACCACCAUGGCCAGUCUGGAUGGUUUGACGAGGUUUGAUAACAUCAGUGCCCUCGAUAGAAACUUUGAUGGUGACACGGAAGGACCGCCAAGAAAGAAGGGAAAAGUAUCAAGCAAGCUUCGAAAGGCCAACAAGAGGAAAUCUUUGAAAGCACUGAAGAGGAGACGGAAGAAAUUCUGAGCUGUUUUCUUGGUUGUCGUGGCAUAUCCAUUUUUAUCACCAUUUAAAAUUAUUUGUGGUUUGU
Messenger RNA from Strongylocentrotus purpuratus (purple sea urchin), 1119 nucleotides. It is a transcript of the gene ngdn, whose product is annotated as neuroguidin. The transcript is spliced from 12 exons. NCBI's taxonomy places the organism in Eukaryota, Metazoa, Echinodermata, Echinoidea, Camarodonta, Strongylocentrotidae. Gene Ontology annotation, biological process: maturation of SSU-rRNA from tricistronic rRNA transcript (SSU-rRNA, 5.8S rRNA, LSU-rRNA). Bases 87 to 1055 code for a protein of 322 amino acids. The record is from RefSeq and is a predicted model, not a curated record. Gene Ontology annotation, cellular component: small-subunit processome; nucleolus.